Cylas formicarius (sweet potato weevil) is the source of this 4372-nucleotide messenger RNA. It is a transcript of the gene emp, whose product is annotated as scavenger receptor class B member 1. NCBI's taxonomy places the organism in Eukaryota, Metazoa, Arthropoda, Insecta, Coleoptera, Brentidae. The transcript has 12 exons. Gene Ontology annotation, cellular component: membrane; cytoplasm. Gene Ontology annotation, molecular function: scavenger receptor activity. The coding region runs from base 485 to 2032 and encodes 515 amino acids. The record is from RefSeq and is a predicted model, not a curated record.
ACCAGACGAAUCCGAUCUCUUUAGUGUUCGGCUGACCAGUACGUGUGACAGACUUUCUGCGAACGUACGUAUAGGUGGUCAGACUUUAUUGUUCGCCUCUCGACUGGUUUGAUUUAUUUUUGGCACCUCUUUGUCUUUCUUCGAUUUUAUGCGGGAGUGACUUCGCUUUUGGCGACCGGAUAUAUGCGACACGAUGAAAAGUGAAUGGCGCCCGUAGUCGGCUUUGGAAAGUGCCACGGAAUUAAUAUUCGCGCGCGAUAUUUCGGUGUAUUGUUGGUGGCCUACCGCUAGACGAUUCGAUUUGUUUCGCAUCUUUUCUGUGUCCGAAUAUGAUUUUCCCGCAAUUCGCAUCGAAGAAAAAGUUUUGCUUUCAGACUCCAAUCGGUGAGGUCGGACAUGUUGUGAACCGCACGGCCUGUCAAGUGACGUCACUUCCGCCGUUCGUUUUUCGUUUAGUUUGUUUGGAUUAAUCCGCUGUGCGAAAAUGAAGGGCAGAGAGAAACUGUGCGCCAAAUUGUCGAGUGCCUUCUUGAGAAAGUGGUGGUUCGUGGUGGCAGUAUCCGUUGGGAUAAUCUUCUUCGGGGUCAUAGUGGUCAUAUUUUUCAUGAGCUGGGUCAACCUGGUUAUCAAUCACGAGGUGACACUGAGGGAGGGGUCGAAACCUACCGAAUGGUGGGCCAAGCCUCCGGUGGUACCGAUGAUUAGGGUGUAUAUUUACAACGUGACUAACGCUGAUGAAUUUUUGAACAACGGAAGCAAACCCAUAGUCGACGAACUAGGCCCUUACGUAUACGUAGAAACGUGGGAGAAGAAAAACAUUCAAUUUCACGAAAACGGCACCGUAUCUUUCAACCAAGAGAAGAUCUACCAUUUCGACGAGUCCCUCUCAGCAGGAUCGGAGGAUGAUGUGGUCGUAGUUCCAAAUAUACCAAUGUUGAGUGCGACUUCCCAGUCGAAACACGCGGCCCGAUUCUUAAGGCUAGCGAUGGCUAGCAUAAUGGACAUACUGAAAAUCAAGCCGUUCGUGGAAGUCUCGGUUGGUCAGCUGUUGUGGGGCUACGAAGAUCCUCUGUUGAAGCUAGCCAAAGACGUCGUUCCCAAGGAACAGAAACUGCCUUACGAAGAGUUCGGACUUAUGUACAACAAAAACGGUACUUCCAAAGACACGUUGACGAUUUUCACCGGAUCUGGAGACAUUACCAAGUACGGCCUCAUCGACAAGUUCAACGGCAUGCCGAAGCUAGCCCACUACACCGAAGAUCGAUGUAACGAUAUCAUGGGCUCCGACGGCUCCAUUUUCCCACCGCAUUUGACUAAGAACAGCACCAUAUACGUUUUCGACAAGGACAUGUGCCGGAAGUUGCCUCUGGUAUUCGACAAAGAAGUAACCGGGAGCAACGACAUUCCCGGAUACAGAUUCACCCCGCCUAUAGACGUAUUUGCGAGUGUCGACGAAAACCCGGAAAACUUGUGUUUCUGUCCCGCCGGACCUCCGUGUGCCCCAUCCGGAUUUUUUAACGUUUCCCUCUGCCAGUACGACUCUCCGAUUUUGCUGUCCUUCCCUCACUUUUACCUCGCCAACGACAGCUACAGGACAGCGUUGGAGGGGAUAUCGCCUCCGGAUCCGGAAAAGCACAAGUUUUUCAUUGACGUGCAGCCUGUCAUGGGCACCGCAUUGUCCGCCAAAGCCAGAGUGCAGAUAAAUCUGGCCGUCUCGCAGGUGAUAGACAUCAAGCAAGUCGCCACAUUCCCCGAUAUCAUCUUCCCCGUGAUGUGGUUCGAAGAGGGAUUGGACGGAUUGCCGGAAGAAAUGACCGGCCUGAUGAGAUUGGCGACGUCGGUGCCGCCGGUGGCGCACGCGGCCCUCUCCGGCGUCCUGUUCGCAUUGGGGGCCCUGAUGUUACUCGUGGCUAUUUGGAGACUGGUUAGGGGCGCGAAUCGGCUUAGCUCGCUGCAACUGGCCCCCGGACACAUGGGACAACACGGCAACAAAGGCAAAGACGUUCCCAUGGCCAACGUGCCGAAAUAUUAACGGUGACGUUAUAUUUAUUAGGGACUAGUAAUAAAAUUCAAUAAACCGGAAGUGACGUAAUAUUUGACGUAUAAUAAAAUGAAAAACCGUUCCUGUGAUAAGCGCACGUGGGAGAAGAAAUUUGUAUUUCACGCGUCGUAGACUAUUCCGCUAGGGGGCGCAAAUGUAGUAAGUUUUAUUCGCCGACUAGCACAGUUAAGAGAUGUAAGUCUUCCGAUUAGAUUUUUGCCAUUGUUACGCGGAAUUUAGAAUAUGAAAAUUUAAUAUUUGGAACUCAGUCAUUCAUAGGAAUAGUUUGAUCUAAAAUUUUUGUUAUACAGGGAGUUUUAAAAAAAAUUUUUAGUGGAAAUAUAACAUAACAGUAACGUUAUUUUUUGUUAAUAAACAUGCUUGAAAACAGACCUCGGAAUGAAAUUUUUACCACAGAUACAUUGAGAAAAUAAAAACGUGCUCAUAAAGAAACGUAGUGUACAAAAUAAUAAUAUUCUGCCAUCAGUUACUCAUUCAAAAGUAUUUGUGUUUUAAAUUUUAUUUAGGUACCUCAAACUACACACAUUUGUUAACUAAACUAACGUUAUUUUUUAAUAUUCUACUACACUCUGUACAUUCCCUUUACAUUUGGUUCCCAAACAUUCUCCAUGGGAUUUCAUCCCUUUCAGCAUUUGCGGUUAUCAUUAUAAUCUAACCCCUACAUAGUUGCGGCAUGGAUUUUUAAAUUUUCUAACGGGAUAGAGCGUAAAACGUGCUUUUAGGUUAGCAAAAUUGGUUUUUGUUUUAUAUAGUUGGCCAUGAUCGCAACGAAGGUUCUCGAUUAUUAGUAUAAACAUAGUCGGUUUUGAAAAGAUAAAUGUCAUUUUUGACCGAGUUAUCGACAAAUGCUUUUAUUGACAAUUGAGCUUCAGCCACAACACAGACUUUCAUUAGAUGCGUGCAAUAAUUGUUGCCAAUAUAUUGGAAUAUUCCUUAUUUCAAAAACCGAAAGAAUUAACGAAGAAGAAAGAAAUAAACCAUGCAAAAUUUGAAAAAUGAAAAUAGUUUUCUGCAAUUAACGUUGAGGAAGUAAAGACAUUUUUGUUUUUGAAUUUUUUUUACCUUAUUCAAUUUUGAGUAAACAAUAAAUUUGCAUUUUGGGUUUUGUUCUUGGUAAACUUCUGGCCCACACUUUACUUGACGCACUUCAAUGUAUAUGUUUUGGCUUAAGUUAGAUUAGUUAGUAAAAUUUGGGUGUAACGAAAACAACAAGGUAAAUAAAUUUUGAAAUAAAUUAGAGCAAAAACAUUAAAAUCGAGUCGAAAUACAAGCAAGACUAGCUGCCUAUUUCCAAUACAUUCUCAUUCGUUGGUUAUAUAUAGAGCUUUAUAGAGAUGAGAACUUGGAGGAAAUUUUAAAUUUGAUAAGGUUUCCAUGUAAGUUAUCAUUGAACACUGAACAAUUUACACAAAGUGUAAAUCGGCUAUUGGAGGCAGCUUUGAUAAGUAGAUAUAAAGCUGUUUGUUGACAAACCUUCCAUAAAGGGAAACAUAAAGCAACAUGCAACUUAUCAACUGCAUAUUAGUGGAAAAUAUUUGACAGACGCUCCUGAUGAAGCAUCUUUUGUUACUCCAUCUUCAACACUUGAGGAUGAUGACAUCAAGGCAACAGAGGACGUUGAAUCGCAAUUCAUUUUUUUUAAUUUAUUUUUUUGUUUAUUUGGCAAUACAAGUAUUCUCAUAACAAGAAACCCUACUUAAUGCUAUUGAAAGAAAAUUAGAUAAAAUAGACAAAAUACGAUAAAACAAUAACAAGAAUAAAAACAGUUUUAACCUGAUUUGUGAGACAUUUCCAUGAAAACCGUUUUCCGCUUGAUGUUUUAUAUCUAUUGUCGCCUUAAGUACUAUCAUAUUAAAGUGGAUUGAACACGGUAUACCGUUAUACCCUGGUAAAGCUUAAAAUAGAUCUGAUUGUACACACAUAUUGCAUAUUUGGUUGUCUCGCAGUUCACUCGUGUAACUUAACCUAACAAUCUAACUUAACCUAUAACGUGCGUUAUGAUUUUUUGCUCAGCCGUAGUCUAAAUGAAUUGGUAGGUGCUAGUGGAGGACAGUGGUACAAAAGUAGACGUAAAAAGCUUACGAAAUUGUGUGUACUUAAUUUUGAAUGGGGCUGACGCCUCUUAUUGUCGUUAUUUGUACGGGGACGUGGAAACAUAUUCGAUACAUAUUUGCAAUACUAGCCUUAUGUUGUUAUUAUUUUUAUUAUUGUGUAUAUUGUUUAGAUACGUUUGUGUAAGAUGUUUUUAUGUAUUUAGUUAUUAUUGUUUAAUUGUAUAAAAAUUGACAAUGAAUAAAGUUUUUAUAUUUU